AUGAACGGGGUCGGCGACGCAGUCAUUCCAGAGCUCACUCCAAACGAACGGCAAGAUGUAGAACAGCUAUCAACGGAAAAUCCGGGGGGCAUGCACUCGAGCGAAGACGUUGCGAGGAAAGAUGACGGAGGAGUUGGGGGAUCUCUGUUCGUGAACGUCCUAGAGGACUUGGAAGGCUCAGCGGACUACGAAGAAGUUGCACACAUGGCGCGGAUUCGGCUUCUGCAGCACCUGGUGCCGCCGCACUUUGCCCUCCGCACGCUGUGCCCGGGGAUCUACGCGUACGCGAAGGCCACGGGCUGGCCUAGUUCUCGCGCACAGCUACUGCGCGACCGGCAGUUAGUGGAUGUUUCGAUGCGCUCGUUCUACGCGUCGCUCCGCCCCAGCCGCCUGCGGAACCAGACUGCCGCCAAGGUGGAGACUCCGCUGUGCAGCGCCUUCAUCUACAAUUCGUCCUGUCCUCGGCGCAGCCGCGAAGGAAUCCCCAGCUUCUUCGUCAAAGUGAAAAACGCCGCGUGCUCCAGGUCGAACGCGCCUUCCGACGGCGUAGCCGGCAGCGCCUCUCUCCCCAGGAUCUCCGCAACGGGCACUCUGCCGGGCGACUGUAUGCGUGCGCGAACGUCCCGAGAGCCAGCGCCUCCUUCAGACUCCUCACGCGCGCCUCCCACACCCGCGGAGGCUGGGACAAGCCUCGCCCAGGCUUUGGCUGCCUCGCCCGUCACCCCGCGCCCUGUGGCUGAGCCGGUCAGCGGUGGCGACGAGGAGCGUGUGAAGAGAGCCGAGGAAGCGGUUGGGCGGCAGGAAGCUGACGCAGGAGCCCGACUCGCCGCCACAGGCCCCGAAGCGCCGUCGCCCUCUCAGCUGCCGGCGGCUGAGCAGGGGGGCUGGGUGGAGGCGGCGGUGCGAAUCGCGGAGCUGAUUCAGUCUACCUCAGGGGUCUCCGAUGCUCCGCGGGAGGGCCGAAAAAGCGUGCUUCAGAGGCUGCGCGACAUGUCGCCGCGGCGAUCCAAGGUCGCAGACACCCCGGACGACAAGAAAAGGGACGAAACGCGGCAGAAAUGGAUUUUCUUCCUGCACGGAGGCGCAUUCGUCUUCAACAGGCCGGACUCGUAUCGCCUGUUCACAAAUGAUAUUUCCGUCCUCACUGGCGCGAAAGUAUUCUGUCCCGACUACACGUUGGCGCCGGAACGCGUCUGGCCCGCGCAGCUGGAGGAGUGCCUCGCGGCCUACGAGUUCCUCUGCGCUGAGGUGGGCGUGAGAGGCGAAGACAUCAUUCUCAUGGGGGACAGCGCGGGCGGAAACCUUGCUGUGACUUUGAUGGCGAAAAUCAUCGAACGCGACAGACAAGGCGAGGCGGACGAGGGCGGGCCUGCGCGUCUCCCGCGACCCGCCGGCAUGGUCCUGCUGUCGCCCUGGCUGGAUCUCACCAUGAAGGGGCCGUCGUACACGCUGAACGCGGCGAGAGAGCCUGUGUUGCCUCUGGCGAGCAUUCGCCAGUCGAUCCGCGUUUACGUGCAUGGGCGCUUUGAUCUCGGGCAGCUGUCGGAGGCAGAGAUCGAGGCCGCCCUCGACGCGACGACCAGCGAGAAGCUCUGCCUCGACAGCCCGGUGGCGCCACGCUCGGAAGAGGACGGAGACUCCAGCGAAGAUCCCGCGUCGUCGCCCUCUCUCCGCGAGGUUCCAGGAGAUCAGCGGAAUUUCUCGAAUCCGUGGAUCUCGCCCGUCUUCUUCGGAGCGGACGUCCUCAAGGAAAUGCCGCAGACGCUCAUUCAUGUCGGCUCGCUCGAGGUUCUCUUGAGCGACAGUUUGAUUUUCGGGCGGCGCGUGAACGAGGCCGUGUCCGGCUGCAAGCUGCCUCCGCAGGCCUGGAGCUCAGCUGACGAGGCGCUGUUCGCGGCGGAGGUGAAUCCCCGAAAGGGGCGGCUUGUGGCGUCGCUGCCGCGCAGUGGGCAACCGAAGGGCGUGACGGAGGAGACUCCCAAGUCCUGGGCGCAGCUCGGGAAGGCUCGCGAGGGGGUGGACGCGUCCGCGCAGAGCCUAGAGGCGCUGGCGCCUCGGGAGGCCGAUGAGCCCGAGCCCGCUCCCGAAGAGACAGAAGCAGAGACUGCGAAGGAAGCGCCUGCGUACUUCAAGUCCUGCGGCUGGCUGAGCGAGGCGGAUGUGCAGAAGCUCAACAGCGAAGGCACGCUCUGCCCGGUCGGAUGCGAGGCCCGAGCCGCGCGAGUCGAAGUCAAAGUUUGGAAGGACGAAUUCCACGUCGUAAGUCCGUCGCGGUCGCAACACGCGCUGGCGAAUCUCGAGGGGGUUCCCAAGAGGUUCAGGUCCGGGGCUCUCGCUUGA
Besnoitia besnoiti is the source of this 2340-nucleotide messenger RNA. RefSeq names its product alpha/beta hydrolase fold domain-containing protein. Gene Ontology annotation, molecular function: hydrolase activity. The transcript has 7 exons. The coding region runs from base 1 to 2340 and encodes 779 amino acids. The record is from RefSeq and is a predicted model, not a curated record. Lineage: Eukaryota; Apicomplexa; Conoidasida; Eucoccidiorida; Sarcocystidae.